Molecule: messenger RNA, 3151 nt
Organism: Astyanax mexicanus (Mexican tetra)
Lineage: Eukaryota; Metazoa; Chordata; Actinopteri; Characiformes; Acestrorhamphidae
Gene: wfikkn2b
Product: WAP, follistatin/kazal, immunoglobulin, kunitz and netrin domain containing 2b
Exons: 2
Coding region: 864-2549 (561 amino acids)
Cellular component (GO): extracellular region
Molecular function (GO): protein binding; serine-type endopeptidase inhibitor activity
Source: RefSeq, a predicted model, not a curated record
AAUGCAGAGCUUUCAGACCUCAAAUAAUGCAAAGAAAGCAAGUUAAUAUUCAUAAAGUUGUAAGAGUUCAGAAAUCAAUAUUUGUUGGAAUAAUCCUGGUUUUUAAUCACAUUUUUAUGCAUCUUGGCAUGUUCUCCUUCACCAGUCUUACACACUGCUUUUGAAUAACUUUAUGGUGCAAAAAUAACAAGCAGUUCAGCUUUGUUUGAUGGCUCGUGAUCAACCAUCUACCCCUUAAUUAUAUUCCAGAAGUUUGUAAAAAAUUAAAGAAACUCAUCAUUUUUAAUUGGUCUCUUAUUUUUUACAGAGCUGUAUAUACUAUUUUUAAUAAAUAUUUAUAUGAUUGUUAUAUUUUAAUCAAACUAAAAGUAUUUAUUAGAUUAAAUAAUAUAUGUGUUUGGUUCUCCAUUGCAUUCGCUGUUCACUGCUCUUUUUGGCACAGUAUUAUUCCUCCUCUCACCUCCCACUGUGUCAUUGACUCUGUGCUCCCGGCAGCUGAAGGGUUAAGGCGGGCUGCUGGUGCUGGAGCGGGGCAGGUAGCCCAGCUGCUUUUUAAGCCGCAGUCAGUCAUGAACUCCACAGCAAUCCAUUAAUGUCAUGAGCGCGUGAGAGCGAGCCCUGUGGUCAGGAACCGGUAGCCCGGUUAAAGGACUCGGGUAUAAAUACAGCACCUUAUCUUACUCCUGCAGCAGCAACUUCACUCACGCGCACCGGACUGACUGCAGCUUCAUCACUGAGCUCACUGCGCAGAGACCGAGACCAGGUGGCACAGCGUUACGCGCGCCCUGUCCCUCCGCGCGCUCUCCAAACCGCACAGAGCAGCUCGCGCUUCAGUACAGCAGUUUAGGAACUCCCGCCAUAAGAUGCUCUCGCCUCGCUGGAUGUGGCUCCUCGCCGGGCAGCUGCUGAUUCUCUGCGCGCACAGCUGCGUAAAAGGCAUGUCUCUGCAUGGCGCGGCGCGCGCUCACUCAGGGCUCUGCCCCAACGAGGUCAACCCCAACCUCUGGGUGGACGCUAUGAGCACCUGCACGCGGGAGUGCCAGACUGACCAGGAAUGUGAAGCCUCAGAAAAGUGCUGCUCAAACGUCUGCGGGAGCCAAAGCUGUGUGGCCGCCCGCUACAUAGAUGCAACAGGGAAAAAGGGUCCUAUGGCCAUGGAGGCAACCUGCGACAAGUAUGUGUGCACUCAGCAGGGCUCCGAGUGCCACAUGUGGAACGGGCAGCCAGUGUGCAAGUGCCGGGAUCGCUGCGAGAAAGAGCCCCACUUCACCUGUGCCUCUGAUGGUAUGACGUACUACAACAAGUGCUACAUGGAUGCAGAAGCUUGCACAAAGGGUAUUUCAUUGUCUGUAGUGACCUGCAGGUCCCAUUCUACAAACACCAGCCCUUUGCCUCCAGGGACCACAGCCUUACCGACAACCACCUUGCUGCACACCACCCCCUUGGACGUGCAAGCCCCUGUCAUAGCGGGAAGCCAGAUGCAACAGUCUGUUUUUGUGGAUGAGACAGCCAGCUUCCUGUGUGAAGUGUCUGGCUGGCCGAAGCCUGAGAUAACCUGGCAGAAGCAACUGGAGAAAAAAGAGAAUGUCAUUCUAAAGCCCAAUCAUGUGUUGGGGAAUGUAGUGGUAACUAAUAUUGGACAGCUGGUGGUUUACAAUGCCCAGCUGGAAGAUGCAGGUGAUUACACUUGCACUGCCACAAACUCAGGUGGUUCAAUUCAAGCAAACUUCACCCUUUUUGUGGUCCAGAAAGAAGUUGAAGUUGAAAGAGAGAAGCUGAAGAACUCCACCCGCUUCCCUGCCGAGGAGUGCCUGAAGGUACCUGACAGUGGAGACUGCGGAGGUGCGAAGCUAAGUUGGUACUACGACAGCAAAAGGAACAGCUGCUUCCCCUUCACCUAUGGCAACUGUGAUGGGAACCGAAACCACUUUGAUACUUUUGAGUCGUGCUUGCUGUCCUGCCAGGGUGAGCUGGCUGUACCUUGCAGUCUUCCCAGCCUGCAGGGUCCCUGCAAGGCAUAUGAGCCACGCUGGUCCUACCGCAUUACCCUGGGCCAGUGCCAGCCCUUCAUAUAUGGUGGCUGUGAGGGGAACGAGAACAACUUUGAGACCAGGGAAACGUGCGAGGACUCAUGUCCGUUUCGCAAGAACCAUCGCUGCAAGCCAUGUAAGCCGCGGUUUAAGAUGGUGGCCAGCUUCUGCAAGAGUGACUUUGUGAUCCUGGGCCGUGUGACAGAGCUAACAGAGGAGGAAGAUUCGGGUCGGGCACAGAUCACUGUGGAAGAGAUCCUGAAAGAUGAGAAGAUGGGGCUGAAGUUCUUCCAGAAAGAACCCCUGGAGGUGACGCUGCAGAACAUGGACUGGAACUGCCCAUGUCCUAACAUCACCACUUCAGAUGGCCAAAUCAUAGUCAUGGGUGACGUGCACAAUGGCAUGGCUGUCCUGCAGCCAGACAGCUUUGUGAGCCCGUUCAGUGACCGGCGAGUUCGCAGAUUACGUGAGGUCAUUAACAAGAACACUUGUGACAUUCUGAAAGAGUUUGUCCAAUAGGGCACUGCCCUAUUGAGCUCACAACUGACUGUUAUUCCUUUAAUAAAUUCCUUUGGGAAGAUGUCCAAUGUCAUCUAUCAUUCUGAGGAGCUGACAUUCAUUUUUUCUUGUUCUCAGUUUGUUUUCAGUCUACCUGUAUUUCACCUGCUUCUCCAUUUCCUGCCUGUACCUUUACUAAAAGCUGUUGCUCCAAAGUUCUGUUUGUCCUUUGCUUCUUAUAUACAGUGCUCCUGUAAUAUCUCUGAAAUUCCAUUCCAGUUAAAUGUUUGCUUUGAUAAGGUAGAACAUCCAGCAUGAGACGCAGCUCUGUUUCUGCAGCUUGUUAGAUAAUGUCCACCGGUUGGACAACAUCAACUUAUGAAGUUUACACAAGAAACAUGUUAAAGUAUCUCUCAGGUUAAAGCGAAAGAACACAUUUGUGGACAUAGGAAGCAUUAAUCAAAUCCAUGUGGUAGGCCAAAUCCCCAACGCUCCCGCUCCCUCUGCUUCAAAAGGAACCCCAUGCCUGCCCUAUAAAUUCAAGUAGGUUCUUACUGGAAAUACAUUUUGUUCGUGCUUUCGCAAGCUCAGAGUCAUCUGAGGAAUCCAGUGAGUUACUUCUC